CUCGUGGCUCGUACUGGGGAGAUAUACAAGCCUUCGUGCCCUCUCAAUGCUCACCCUUCCCCUUCCGUUCAUUCACUCUCACCUCGCCAGUUGCAAUUCACGUGCCAUCGGGUGGUUCUGAUCAUAUUCGGAUCGUAUCGGAACUCCAACCACGAUGUCAUCGGUCCAACAAUCGGGCUCGUGGUCCUCGCCCGGAGCUGUGAGCGGCUAUGGGGAGGACAUUUACCGGACCGUGAGCAAUGCCAUCUCGCGGACAUUCAGUGGCAAUGCCCGCAAGGAGUCCGAUUAUGCGGACAGUGAUGAGAGCAGCGAUGAAUCGAUCAGCAAAGCCAACGACUGGAAACUCAUGGACGAAGUGAAAGUGAUGGCUCAACAAACGCACGCCGAUGGCAGCAAAGACCGGAAACUGGGCGUCACCUGGAACAACCUCACCGUCAAGGGCAUCGGUGCCGAUGCAGCUUUCAAUGAGAACGUGUUCUCGCAGUUCAACAUCCCCAGAAUCAUUGCCGAGAAGCGGCAAAAGGCUCCCCUCAAGACCAUCAUCGAUAACAGCCAUGGUUGUGUCAAGCCCGGAGAGAUGCUCCUCGUUCUGGGACGACCCGGUGCUGGAUGCACGAGUUUGCUGAAGAUCCUCGCGAAUAAGCGGGCGGGAUAUGCCGAGGUCAGCGGCGAUGUCAUGUUCGGGGCCAUGGAUCACAAGCAGGCAGAGCAAUACCGUGGCCAGAUUGUCAUGAACACGGAAGAAGAACUCUUCUUCCCCACGCUGACGGUGGGUCAAACCAUGGAUUUCGCCACCCGUAUGAAGAUUCCACACAAGUUGCCGUCCACUUCCAAGGACCAUAUCGAGUUCCAGCACGCCCAACGAGAGUUCUUGCUAGCAUCAAUGGGAAUCGAACACACGCACGAUACCAAAGUGGGCAACGAAUAUGUUCGUGGCGUUUCUGGUGGUGAGAGGAAGCGAGUGUCCAUCAUCGAGACGUUGGCGACGCGAGGCUCGGUCUUCUGCUGGGAUAACAGCACACGAGGUCUCGACGCGAGUACCGCUCUGGAGUACACGCGAUGCAUUCGGGCCCUGACCGAUGUCAUCGGCCUCAGCUCUAUCAUCACUCUCUACCAGGCUGGUAACGGCAUCUACGAUCUCUUCGACAAGGUGUUGAUCCUCGAUGAGGGCAAGGAGAUCUUCUACGGACCACUUCCACAAGCAAAGCCAUUCAUGGAGGAAAUGGGAUUUCUGUGUGCCGAAGGUGCCAAUGUCGCCGACUACCUCACUGGUGUGACCGUCCCCACGGAGCGUAAGAUCAAGCCGGGAUUCGAGGACCGCUGUCCUCGUACUGCCGACGAGAUUCGUGCCCAGUAUGACCAAACCCCCAUUCGGGCUCAGAUGGAGAAAGAGUACGCUUAUCCCACAUCACAAGAAGCGAUCAACAACACAGCAGAUUUCAAAGAAGGAGUGCAAUCCGAGAAGGCUCCCAGUCUCGGCAAGAAAUCUCCUCUGACCGUGGACCUCUUGGUCCAGACCAAGUCUGCUGUCAUUCGCCAAUACCAACUGCUCUGGGGUGAUAAGCCCACGUUCUUCAUCAAGCAAGGCUCUACCAUCAUCCAAGCUCUCAUCGCCGGAUCUCUCUUCUACAUGGCACCUAAUAACUCGGCCGGUCUGUUCACCAAAGGUGGCGCUCUCUUCUUCUCGCUCCUGUACAACUCCCUCCUCGCCAUGUCCGAAGUGACAGACUCCUUUUCCGCUCGGCCCGUGCUCGCAAAACAUCGCAGUUUUGCUUUCUACCACCCGGCUGCCUUCUGUCUCGCUCAGAUCACUGCAGACAUUCCGAUAUUAAUCUUGCAAGUGACAUUUUUCUCCUUGCCGCUCUACUUCAUGGUGGGACUCAAAGACACCGCAUCUGCAUUCUUCAGCUACUGGGUCAUCUGUUACGCAUCGGCUAUGACUAUGACUGCCUUCUUCCGAUGGUGCGGUGCUGCCUUCCCGACUUUCGAUGACGCUUCCAAGGCGUCUGGUUUCGCUGUCAGUGCUCUCAUCAUGUAUGUGGGCUACAUGAUUCCGAAACCCGACAUGCACCCGUGGUUCGUCUGGAUUUACUGGAUCAACCCUCUCAGUUAUGGCUUUGAGGCGCUGUUGGGAAUCGAGUUCAAGAACACUAUCAUUCCUUGCGUUGCGCCAAAUCUGGUUCCUUUUGGUCCAGGCUAUACGGAUACAAACUACGCGGCAUGUACAGGCGUGCGCGGUGCUACCCUUGGCGCGUCUUUUGUCACUGGUGAACAGUACCUUAACGGUCUCUCGUAUAAGAGUUCGCACAUUUGGCGCAACUUUGGCAUUAUCUGGGCGUUUUGGGCUCUCUUUGUUGGAUUGACCAUCUACUCCACCAGCAACUGGUCCAUGUCAUCUGGCAACUCCGGAUUCUUGGUCAUCCCACGUGAGAAGCAAAAGAGUGCCAUGCACCUCGUCAAUGACGAGGAGAUGAACAUGGGUGAAAAGGCCGCCGUCGGCAAUCCAUCUGAGAAAGGGCAUGCGGACAAUGUUGACGACCAACUCGUCCGUAACACUUCUGUCUUUACUUGGAAGAACCUCACGUACACGGUGAAAACGCCCUCUGGCCCUCGCAUACUGCUCGAUAAUGUCCAAGGUUGGGUCAAGCCAGGCAUGCUUGGUGCUCUCAUGGGAUCCUCUGGCGCUGGCAAGACUACACUUCUGGACGUGCUCGCACAACGUAAGACUGACGGUACCAUCAAAGGUAGUAUUCUGGUCGAUGGACGUGAGUUGCCCAUCUCGUUCCAACGUUCUGCCGGCUACUGUGAACAGCUCGACAUCCACGAGCCUCUGGCCACCGUUCGCGAGGCUCUCGAGUUCUCUGCUCUGCUUCGUCAAAGCAGAGAGAUUCCUCGCGCCGAGAAGCUUCGAUACGUGGACACUAUUAUCGACUUGUUGGAAAUGCACGACAUUGAAAACACUUUGAUUGGAACCACACACGCCGGUCUGUCGGUCGAGCAGCGCAAGCGUCUCACCAUUGGUGUCGAACUGGUCUCGAAACCUAGCAUCCUCAUCUUCCUCGACGAGCCUACCUCUGGUCUCGAUGGUCAAGCCGCGUUCAACAUUGUCCGUUUCCUCCGGAAGCUCGCAGAUGUGGGUCAAGCCGUGCUGGUCACCAUCCAUCAGCCUUCUGCCGCCCUCUUCGCUCAGUUCGACACGCUUCUCCUCCUCGCAAGGGGCGGCAAGACUGUAUACUUUGGCGACAUUGGAGACAAUGGUUCCACCAUCAAGGAGUACUUUGGCCGUAACGGCGCCGCAUGCCCACCCAACGCAAAUCCCGCCGAGCACAUGAUUGACGUCGUUUCCGGCAGCAUCAGCAAGGACAAGAACUGGAACGAGGUCUGGCUCAACAGCCCCGAGUACUCGGCCAUGUGCACCGAGCUCGACCACAUCAUCGAUGACGCCGCCAACAAGCCACCGGGAACACUCGACGACGGCCACGAGUUUGCCAUGCCGCUCUGGGAACAAAUCAAGAUCGUCUCCAACCGCAUGAACAUCGCACUCUAUCGCAACACGGACUACGCCAACAACAAGCUCGCCCUGCACACCUUCAGCGCUUUGUUCAACGGCUUCACCUUUUGGAUGAUUGGCAGUGGCGUGCAAGAUCUCCAAUUGUCUCUCUUCACCAUCUUCAACUUCAUCUUCGUGGCACCCGGUGUCAUGGCACAGCUGCAACCUCUCUUCUUGGAGCGUCGUGACUUGUAUGAAGCGCGUGAAAAGAAGAGCAAAAUGUACCACUGGGCCGCUUUCGUCACUGGGUUGGUGGUCAGUGAGAUUCCGUACCUCUGCGUCUGUGCCGUCCUGUACUUUGUCUGUUGGUACUACACGGUGGGCUUCCCCACCGACAGCAACAAAGCCGGUGCAGUCUUCUUCGUCAUGCUCUUCUACGAGUUCAUCUACACGGGUAUCGGCCAAGCCGUCGCUGCCUACGCGCCCAAUGCCGUCUUCGCCUCCCUCGUCAACCCCCUCCUCAUCGGAACGCUCGUCUCCUUCUGCGGUGUCCUCGUGCCGUACCAACAAAUUCAACCGUUCUGGCGCUACUGGCUCUACUACCUCAACCCAUUCAACUACCUCAUGGGAUCCAUGCUCGUCUUCACGCUCUUUGACGAAAACGUCGAAUGCAAGACUUCGGAACUCGCCAUCUUCGACACGCCCAACGCCGGCCAAACAUGUCAGAGUUACUUGGCCGACUACCUCGCAGGUCCUGGCUUGCGGAACAAUCUGUUGAACCCGGAUGCGACGAGCGGAUGUCGGGUGUGCCAGUAUGGACGCGGAUCGGACUACUUGAGGACGUUGAACUUGAAUGAUUACAUUUAUGGAUGGAGAGAUGCGGGGAUUGUGGCGUUGUUUGCGUUUAGUUCGUAUGCUUGUGUGUAUGCAUUGAUGAAGUUGAGGACCAAGUCUUCGAAGAAGGCGGAGUAAAGCAGCAAUACAUUGAGGGAGAGAGGAGAGGGGAGAGGGGAGAGCAGAGGAUGAGAUGAUUACAACCACACUUGUACAUAUGGGAAAGAUCAAGACAUGAUUGGGGAUGGAUAUAUCUCGUAUCCGUUUUUGAGCGUGGAGUUGGGCAUAGAUAUGGGUAGUGGGAAUGACUUACUGCAGAACUAUGAACCUGGUGGUUACUACUAGAUAAAACUACUACUUGCUAGACAAAAUUACUAUUUGCUAGACAAUACUGC
This is a messenger RNA of Sphaerulina musiva SO2202, 4719 nucleotides long. Its product is annotated as ABC transporter. The transcript has a single exon. Bases 155 to 4462 code for a protein of 1435 amino acids. Gene Ontology annotation, cellular component: membrane. Gene Ontology annotation, molecular function: ATP binding; ATP hydrolysis activity; ABC-type transporter activity. The record is from RefSeq and is a predicted model, not a curated record. Gene Ontology annotation, biological process: transmembrane transport. Lineage: Eukaryota; Fungi; Ascomycota; Dothideomycetes; Mycosphaerellales; Mycosphaerellaceae.